Molecule: messenger RNA, 1359 nt
Organism: Myotis brandtii (Brandt's bat)
Lineage: Eukaryota; Metazoa; Chordata; Mammalia; Chiroptera; Vespertilionidae
Gene: MBOAT1
Product: membrane bound O-acyltransferase domain containing 1
Exons: 12
Coding region: 1-1344 (447 amino acids)
Biological process (GO): lipid modification
Cellular component (GO): membrane
Molecular function (GO): acyltransferase activity
Source: RefSeq, a predicted model, not a curated record
AUGGCUAGCACCAAGGGGUUCUCCUUGGGCUCCAGCCACCGGCAUAUUAACCCUUUGCAUCACCUGGACUGUCCCGUAUUGUCUGCUACCAUUAAAAUUGAAAAUGGCAAUAAAGAACAGCAAUUCCUGGUGAAUUUUGUGGCAUGCCAGCUCGUUGCUUUGUUUGCUGCUUUCUGGUUUCGCAUUUACUUAAGUCCCGGUAAAACCAGUCCCUUGGCUCGGCACACAUUUGCCACCAUUUUUGGCAUCUACUUUGUCAUCUUUUGUUUUGGCUGGUACUCUGCACAUCUGUUUGUGCUGGUGUUAAUGUGCUAUGGAAUCUUGGUCACUGCAAGUGUAUCCAAUAUUCACAGAUACUCCUUUUUUGUAGCGAUGGGAUACCUGACGAUAUGCCACGUCAGCAGAAUAUACAUCUUCCACUAUGGAAUCCUCACUACGGAUUUUUCUGGGCCUCUGAUGAUUGUCACUCAGAAGAUCACAACCUUGGCAUUCCAAGUUCAUGAUGGACUAGGCCGAAGAGCUGAAGACCUGUCUGCUGAACAACACCGACUUGCUGUAAAAGUAAAACCCUCUUUUUUGGAAUACUUAAGCUACCUUCUCAACUUCAUGAGUGUCAUAGCUGGACCGUGUAACAACUUCAAGGACUAUAUAGCCUUCAUCGAGGGGAGACAUGUACACAUGAAGCUGCUGGAAGUGAACUGGAAGGAAAAAGGUUCCCACAGCCUGCCAGAACCUUCUCCCACUGGAGCGGUGAUCCACAAGCUGUGCGUGACCGGCGUGUCUCUCCUUUUGUUUUUGACGCUCACGAAGACCUUCCCGGUCACCAGCCUGGCUGAUGACUGGUUUGUUCAUAAGGCAAACUUUCUGACACGGCUGGGCUACUUAUAUGUUGUCAUGCAAGCCUCAAAGCCCAAGUACUACUUGGCCUGGACGUUAGCUGAUGCCGUGAAUAACGCAGCUGGCUUUGGGUUCAGCGGAGUGGAUCAGAAUGGAAAUUUCUGUUGGGAUCUGCUUUCUAACCUAAACAUCUGGAAAAUUGAGACUGCUACAAGUUUCAAAAUGUACCUAGGAAACUGGAAUAUUCAGACAGCUACUUGGCUAAAGCGAGUGUGCUACGAGCGUGUCCCCUGGUACCCCACAGUGUUCACCUUCAUCCUGUCUGCCCUGUGGCAUGGUGUCUACCCUGGGUACUAUUUCACCUUCUUAACUGGAAUCCUCGUCACAGUAGCAGCCAGGACGGUAAGCUUGCUUUGGUUGUGGGGUCUUUUCCUUAGGAAUGAAAUGCCUGUAUGUUUGUUGUCAUUUAGUCCUAUUAGGAGUUGGGGGAUGAGAGGGCAGGAGUGAUGUUUUGAAAAAAAU